AUGUCAACUAACCUAAAGAACUCGCGCUCCUUGCGCUUAACUGUCGCCGUUAUUAUUCCACUUGCGCUCUUUUGUUAUCUAUACUCGUGGAAACAAAUCCCAUCUGUCUCUAAUACCACAAUACCGGACCCCGGGACGACUACCACCACAGCGGCCCCGAUUUCAACAUCAGUGCCUCCAAAGGAACAUCCUUCUCCAGCACCCAUUUAUACGCUUCCAGACAAGGUCUGGCAUUCCGCCAAAUUUGAUAAUAUAUCAGAAAAUCAACGUGAAUGGACCGGCAGCUGGACAAAGAAAAACCCCACUUUCCGCUCGGAAUUGUUGACCGAUCGAUCGGCUGAAGCCUUCGUUCGCACUCAGUAUUAUAAAACGCGACCGGACAUCGUCGAAGUCUAUGAAGCCCUUACAAUACCCAUCCUACGUGCAGACUUGUUCCGUUACUUGGUUGUUCUCGCCGAAGGCGGAAUUUGGGGAGAUUUAGACACUUCAUGCGAGAAAGAGGUUUCUGAGUGGGUACCCGUGGAAUACCAAAAUGAGAACAUCGAUAUGAUUGUCGGAUUGGAGUUCGACUUUGAAUGGCGAGGACCGGGGACAGAAGUUGCUUCCCAGUUCUGCAACUGGAUAUUUGUCGCACGGAAGUCGUCGCGCAAUCUUCAAAUUAUCGUUGACACUGUCGUCAAGACCUUGAAAGAUAUUGCCCGAGAAAACGCCGUGGGCAUCGAAGGAAUUACCCUAGAAAUGCUUUCGGACGUCGUCAACGUGACGGGACCUAAGAUUAUGACGAUCGCGAUCAUGGACAGUCUCGAACAAUUGCUCGGCAGACCCGUGGAUGAUCGCGAUUAUGCACACACUAAACGGCCUAAGCUGGUCGGUGAUGUUUUGAUCAUGCCUGGAGUCUCUUUCGCUGCUCUUCAAAAUGGAAACCCGACGGAUCAAGGUGAUGUCCUUGUGACUCAUCAUUAUGAGGGCUCAUGGAAGAAGGCAGAUGCAGAAGCAAAGGCGCAGAAAAAACUAAAGCAAGAACAAGAACAAGAACAGCAGCAACAGGAAGAGGCAUCAUCACCACCACCUCCACCUCCACCUCCAGCACCAGAAAUAUCAGCAUCACCUGUUGCUGCGGCCUGA
Messenger RNA from Penicillium robsamsonii, 1125 nucleotides. RefSeq lists its product as uncharacterized. NCBI's taxonomy places the organism in Eukaryota, Fungi, Ascomycota, Eurotiomycetes, Eurotiales, Aspergillaceae. Bases 1 to 1125 code for a protein of 374 amino acids. Gene Ontology annotation, molecular function: alpha-1,6-mannosyltransferase activity. Gene Ontology annotation, cellular component: mannan polymerase complex. Gene Ontology annotation, biological process: protein N-linked glycosylation. The record is from RefSeq and is a predicted model, not a curated record. The transcript has a single exon.